Protobothrops mucrosquamatus (brown spotted pit viper) is the source of this 1928-nucleotide messenger RNA. RefSeq names its product matrix metallopeptidase 2 (gene MMP2). The transcript has 12 exons. The record is from RefSeq and is a predicted model, not a curated record. Gene Ontology annotation, biological process: tissue remodeling; proteolysis; extracellular matrix organization. Lineage: Eukaryota; Metazoa; Chordata; Lepidosauria; Squamata; Viperidae. Gene Ontology annotation, molecular function: zinc ion binding; metalloendopeptidase activity. The annotation marks the transcript as partial. Gene Ontology annotation, cellular component: extracellular matrix.
AAAACUGGAGAAGAUGAAGGAGAGCAUUUCUUUCAGGAUUGUGGACUGCGUUUUAAAAAUCCUUCUGAUCCUGCUCUCCAUUUUAAAUACAGCUUCUGCACCUCCACCGCCCACCCUCAGGCAAUCGGAAGACGUAGCCUUGAUCCCAUCACCCAUCAUUAGGUUUCCAGGUGACGUUUCCCCCAAAACUGACAAAGAACUGGCAUUCCAAUACCUCAACAAGUAUUACGGAUGUCCCAAAGAUAAUUGCAACUUACUAGUCCUGAAGGACACUUUGGUGAAAAUGCAGAAGUUCUUUGGGCUUCCUCAGACUGGUGAACUGGACCAAAACACUAUAGAAACCAUGAAAAAGCCCAGGUGUGGCAACCCAGAUGUAGCCAAUUAUAAUUUCUUCCCCAGGAAACCAAAAUGGGAGAAAAACCUGGUCACAUAUAGAAUUUUAGGCUAUACCCCAGAUCUGGAUUCUGAAACGGUUGAUGAUGCGUUUGCCCGAGCCUUCAAAGUCUGGAGUGAUGUCACGCCUCUGGAAUUCUCCCGAAUUCAUGACGGAGAGGCAGAUAUCAUGAUCAACUUCGGACGAUGGGAGCAUGGUGAUGGGUAUCCUUUUGAUGGUAAGGAUGGUCUUCUGGCCCAUGCUUUUGCUCCUGGACCAGGGGUUGGAGGUGAUUCCCAUUUUGAUGACGAUGAACUUUGGACUCUGGGUGAAGGCCAAGUGGUCAGGGUGAAAUACGGCAAUGCAGAUGGAGAGUUUUGCAAAUUCCCCUUCCUGUUUAGUGAGAAGGAAUACAACAGCUGCACCGAUGCAGGGCGAAGUGAUGGAUUUCUGUGGUGUUCAACCACCUACAACUUUGAUACAGAUGGCAAAUAUGGAUUCUGCCCCCAUGAAUCUCUUUUCACCAUGGGUGGAAACUCCGAUGGGCAACCAUGCAAAUUCCCCUUCAUGUUUGAGGGAAGAUCCUUUGACAGCUGCACAACAGAAGGAAGGCAAGAUGGAUAUAGAUGGUGUGGCACUACUGAAGAUUAUGACCGGGACAAGAAAUUUGGAUUUUGUCCAGAGACAGCAAUGUCUACCGUUGGUGGGAACUCUGAAGGACAACCGUGUACUUUUCCUUUUAUAUUCCUUGGGAAUAAAUAUGAUUCUUGUACCACUUCGGGACGUCAAGACGGGAAGAUGUGGUGCUCUACAACUAGUAACUAUGAUGAAGAUCGCAAAUGGGGAUUUUGCCCAGAUCACGGCUACAGUCUUUUCUUGGUGGCUGCUCAUGAAUUUGGCCACGCAAUGGGACUGGAACAUUCUGAAGAUCCUGGCGCGCUCAUGGCCCCCAUUUACACCUAUACCAAGCACUUCCGUCUUUCUCAAGACGACAUUCAAGGAAUCCAGGAACUUUACGGGGGUUCUACUGAGGUUGGACCAGGCCCAAAGCCAACCCUUGGACCGGUCACGCCUGAACUUUGUGGCCAAGAUCUUGUCUUUGAUGCCGUGGCUCAGAUAAGGGGUGAAAUCUUUUUCUUCAAAGACAGAUUCUUCUGGAGAACAGCUAAUGAAAGGAGCCGGCCAACGGGACCUUUGCUUGUGGCUGUUUUUUGGACUGAUGUUCCAGAAAAAAUUGACGCUGUCUACGAAGCCCCUCAGGAAGAGAAAUCGGUAUUUUUUUCAGGAAAUGAAUACUGGGUUUAUACAGCCAGCACCUUGGAAAGAGGGUAUCCAAAGAGGCUUACCAAUCUUGGGCUGCCUCCAGAUGUUCAGCGUGUCAAUGCCGCAUUUAACUGGAGCAAAAACAAGAAGACUUACAUUUUUGCAGGGGACAAAUUUUGGCGAUACAACGAAGUAAAGAAGAAAAUGGAUCCUGGGUUUCCUAAAUUAAUUGCAGAUGCUUGGAACGGUGUCCCAGACAAUUUAGAUGCUGCCCUGGAAGUCAGCGGAAGUG